UUCUCUGCUAAGAGGCACGAAAAAGUUUGGUGAUGUAAAUAAUUCGAACAAGUACAAACAAUAUAUACGUAAACAAAUCUCAGGAAAGAACAUGCCUUCUUCGGUUCGUCCCAAAGGUUCGGGCGGUGGAAGCAGAGCCCCGCCGGUCACCCCCAUGUCCGAGCGGCAACAGAUGGCGCUCCUCAUGCAAAUGACUUCGUCGAAUGAGUCGGGGUCUCGGAGUCCGAGCUCGGGAUCGCGGACGAGAGACCGGAACGAAAGAGGUGAAACCCCAUUGCAUUUAGCGGCUAUUAAGGGAGACGUAGAACAAGUUUGUAGAUUGUUGGCACACCGUGCUGAUCCUAAUGUAGCCGAUUUUGCGGGUUGGACGCCCCUACACGAAGCAUGCAAUCACGGUUGGUAUGAGGUGGCGUUCCGACUGCUCCAAGCUGGGGCGAAUGUGAACGCGAAAGGUUUAGACAACGAUACCCCUCUGCACGACGCGGUCAUUAACGGGCACUUGAAACUGGUGAAACUGUUGGUGGAAAAGGGCGCCGAUAUAAACGCCAAAAAUUCAAAAGGCAAAACUCCCCUGGACGUUGCUGUGGCGAGCGUUCAACCGUACUUACUCAACCCCGGCUUACCCUUGCCAGAAUCUGGGGGCGGUUCUCUGCGGGUGCAACCCCGCACUAGGGAUGACAAGAAGGUCGCUGGUGUGCCGUCUUCGUCAUCGUCCGAUAGUAAACAGAAAACGGGGGGCGCGGACUCGAUGGACGUGAAGGCGGGGGCGGGAAGCGCGUCGGGGACGACUGCGACCGCCCCCGAUGAUGUUUACGAGUUCAAAUCGGUAAAAGACGGCGACUCGUCGCCCGAGAAGUGCUCUGAAGGCGACGGCGAAGCGACAGACCCGUUGUCAUUGUCCGCCUCCGAGGAGGCGGCGGGAGCGGCAUCGAAGCGACCGUACGCGGACUACGAGGGCGGCGAGGACUCGUCCAUCGACGAGGAUAACAAGAGAAAGAAGCGAAAAGAGGAGGGCGCGAAACCGGUACAAAGGAGUUCUGGUCAGGGCAAGGGCCAAGGCGGUAAACAAUCGGUCAGCGGUCAGGGCAAGUCCGCUGGAUCAGCUACGAAGUCGGGAGGGCCUUCGGCGGGGGCGGGAGCGGCGGUUGCUGCCUCCUCGGGCGACAAGAAAAGUCCGUGUCCCAGUCCGAAACCGACAACGGUCACGGGCGGAGGCGGGGGCGCCACCAGCGACGCCGAACUCGAAGGCGGCGGCGGCGCCGGCGGUCCGGACGGAAAGACUUCCGAUUUGAAGGUGCCGCCCCUGAAAAUCGUCAUCCCGCAGGGUAGCGGCGGCGAACAGGAGACGGGCGCCUGCAGGAACGGCAAGAGCAGCUCGCAGAGGUCGCACCAGGCCCUCCCCUACGUGGUGCCCAGCUCCGGUGCCGAAGCUGCCGAUAAAGACGCACCCCCAACCAGCCCGGAGGGGGGCGCCGCGGGCUCCAAAGAUACCGACAAGAAAGAAACCAGCGGCGGCCAGCCGGAGGAUCAGCGGGCGGGCUCCGGCCAGCAGCAUCAGCGCGUGUUGAGGAGUUCGCAACGCGCCGGCCCGAGCAGCGGCGACUCGUCGCCGCCCUCUCCCCCCACCGGCGCGAGCGAGCCGUCGACGGAAGUGGGAGGGGCGUCCGGGACGGCCUGCGCCGUCGUCGAAUCGCAGGCGAAUCCGACGGCGGAAACGGAACCGGCGGCGGGAGCGGCGGCCGCCGCCAUCGCCGCCCCGCCCCCCGCCCCCGUCGAGCUGCACCCGCGCAAGCGCAAGCUGAAGCAGAACAAGGAGCAGUCGGCGGCGCAGCAGCAGCAACAGCAGCAGAGCCAGGAGGCGGGAGACGCGUCGUCCGAAUCGCGGGAGGUCCACCCCCACGAUCAGCCCAUUACCAACUGCUAUCGGCUGUUCCUCAACAUCCGCAAACAGAUCGAGAAGCGACGCAAGGGCCUGUUCCCCGUUCAGCCGAAACCGCCGCAGGGAUUCAAGGACUACCUGAUGAACCGGUGCACGUACGUGUUGGCGGGCACCGCCCCCACGUCACCGAACGUCACGUACCCAGCGAACCUGCCCGCGCAGCUCAAGGACCUGUUUAUGGAACAGGAAAAGGAACGGUACAAACUGAGGAUGCAGCACGUCAUCGAGAAGGAGAAACUGGUGCUGUCGGUCGAGCAGGAAAUCCUGCGAGCGCACGGCAGGGCGGCUCGCGCCUUGGCCGAGCAGUCGCUACCGUUUUCGGUGUGCACGAUCCUUAGAGAUGAGGAGGUGUACAAUCUGAUCACUCCCGAGCAGGAGGAGAAAGAUCGGAACACGAGGUCGCGGUACAACGGACGUCUGUUCCUUAGCUGGUUGCAAGACGUCGACGACAAGUGGGAGAAGAUAAAGGAGCACAUGCUGCUGCGGCACCACAACGAGGCGGAGUCGCUACACGCCGUACAAAAAAUGAACUGGGAGUGGAAGCUGAAAGAGCACUCGCUCUGCGAUCGCAAGACCACGCCCAAAAUCGACGAGCUUCACGUGCCGAUGGUUCACGUGAGCGACGACUUUGACCUGUUGCCCGCUUAAGCGGCGGAUCUCUCUCUGCUUUUUAUUUAAUAAAUGUAUAUUACCAUGUAUAUGUUACCGUCCAUCUGUCACUCCCAGUUAAAAUAGCAGUUUGUAACAAAUUUAAAACUUACCUCCUCCCAGCUUUAAGACGUAAAUUCUAGAAAAACUCUUGUUGGUUUCAAACCGCAAUGCGUAGUCCAACAUAUAUUUCAAAGUUACUGUUACUUUGCCACUAAUGGUUGAACAAUUAGUAAGAAAAAAAUAGUUAUUUUAAAUCAACUUUCAGAAAUAUUAUUGACACCAAUAAUUGACAAUUGGGAGUAGAUAUAUAGUGCCGAUAUAAGCAACAAAAACCGUACAUAACCUCAAUUUCCUAACCCCCCGCAGCGGGGGCCCCCCGCGCGUGGCGUCCUAGUGUCCCCCCUGGCUACCAGAGUGUAGCGUCCUGUUUUGCCCCGGUUCCGCCCGUCGCUGCUAGAUGUCGCGCGCUCCGACCGUCGUAGGCCCCCCCGGUAGAGGGCGGUGAAGGUGCGGCGCGGUGACGCGGUGGAUCGGGAGGAUAAUUACGUUGUCUACAUAUGAGCUAAUAAAUAUUUACUAUUGUAUCUAUAGUUUUUCUUUUAUUAAACCGUGAUUAUUGAGACACUCUGUAUAAGUCACUCGACUUGUUUACCGACGACCCGAUCCCCCGCGUCAC
Cylas formicarius (sweet potato weevil) is the source of this 3266-nucleotide messenger RNA. Its product is annotated as ankyrin repeat domain-containing protein 11. Gene Ontology annotation, molecular function: protein binding. Lineage: Eukaryota; Metazoa; Arthropoda; Insecta; Coleoptera; Brentidae. The transcript is spliced from 8 exons. The record is from RefSeq and is a predicted model, not a curated record. The coding region runs from base 92 to 2587 and encodes 831 amino acids. Gene Ontology annotation, cellular component: nucleoplasm.